AUGGAUACCCUUCACUUGAGUGUCAUUGCUGUGGCCCUUUGCUUUAAUCUUCCUGGAUCGGUGGGAACCAACUCAGAGCGGAGUGCUCUUGAUACACAUCAGCGUGCAGACUGCCGGUGGGACGGGGACCACGUCGUGAAUUGUUCUUUUGCCAGAAUAUCUACUAUUCCAGAAGAUAUAUCACAAACAGCAGUAACGGCUGAUUUUAGUUACAAUAAUAUUAAAACUUUUAUGUGCACUGAUGGAAGAAAUGAAGGGUGGAUGCUAAAACACCUGAAUCUCAGUAACAACCUGAUUUCUGAACUCUCCUUAACUACUUGUAGAAAUUUACCCAUUUUAGAAACUCUAAACCUCAACAGUAAUGCCAUCCACACCCUCACACUGGACGUACCUGUGCCUGCACCGGGGUCUAAAAAGUACAGAAAAGUCGAUCGUCUCCUGCCUGCUUUGAAAGUAUUGUCAGUCGAAAGAAAUAAUCUUAAUACUGUUCCAAGAGGACUCGGCUUGCUGCAAUCUUUACAGACUGUCCGCUUGUCAUCCAACGGCAUACGACAGAUUGAGCUGAAUGAUUUUCAGAAUUGCUCACAGCUGAAGGACAUCGACUUGCAAAACAACAAGAUAACUAAAAUUCAUCCAGAUGCCUUCAGGGACCUCAGCAAAUUACAGGUCGUGGAUCUCCGUCAAAACGCUCUGACAACCCCUUUACCCCAGAUAUUAAUAAGUCUGAACUUCUUUCAACUUGAAGUGGGUUUGUCAAAUAACGCCUGGAUAUUCAACUGCAGACUAAAUGCUUUCAAACAUUUAUUUCAUUUUCUUUUUGAUUCCACGAGGAAAAAAUUGAGUAUUUCAUACAAUAAACCUGCCAACAACUCACAGAAACCUCGGCUGUAUCUUUCAAGCUUUGAUUUAAACUGCAGCGAUGUCGUUUUGCUCAAGCGGGCUGUCAUCCCAACGGGGCAGACGUCGGUGCUAAACUGUGACCUGGACGACACAAGGGGUAAUGGAGUCUCUUGGUGGACACCUAAAGGCAGAGUGUCAAAAGAUAAUAGUCUUCCUCAUAUGACACUGGAUAAAAUGAGUAAUUUAGUGAUAUACAAUGCUGAGACAACUGCUGAAGGGUUAUAUUUGUGUACUUCUAACACAACUAAGAAGAAAUAUCUCAUCUACAAUAUACAGGUGAAAGAAAGGGUUUCCACAUUUUUGGUUAGAAAAGCCCGGGAUGCUAACGCGGUUUUUAGACAAGGAAGAACAGAGCAAGACCUCGCACUGGCUGUUUGCCUCUCCGUGCUCAUCACGUUUGUCUGUGCUUUUUGUCUGGGUGCUUUUGCCAGACCCUACCUCGUCAGCCUGUGGAGACUCAUGCGCAGGAACAAAAAUGCGAGUUCAGAACAUACUUACUCUAAUCAAGCUUUUUCAGAUGAAACCCUGAGCGGAGAGUGCUCUGCAAGCAAACCAACAACUCCGCAGUGUAAUUUACUCAUUCGUGAUAAAAAUUCAUCAAGAAACACAUGCGUUCUUCCUACAGAACCCUCUACUUUGUAUGAAAAUGUCAUUGGCAGCAGUGUACCUGCACCAAAUAGUGAAGAAGAGUACCAGAAACAAAGCAAUGAUGACAGCAACGUGAAGAAAAAGCAAGUGUUUUCAGACAGCAAAACUAGUAUCGGCAAUUAUGAAAAUAAAAAUAUUGAUGAUAAUGGACUACUUUCUGUAGGGGUAGUUUACCAGAACAGCAAUGAAGUAAUGCCAAGAAAAUUAGUGAGUAAUGACAUUUCAUUACAGAAAGAUUCAAAAUAUGCAAAUACAGACUCAGAGCAGAGCAGGUUUCCUCCCAUACCCGGGAGACUGCAUGCCAACUCCUCCUCAAAUCACACCGACUCUUCAGAUUCGGAUUUAUCCCUCACAGGAGAGCCUGCCUUUCCAUUUCCCACAGGACAAACACAGAGAGUUGCACAAGACUCUAGGAACAGCGAGGUAAGCAACAGCUCUGCUAUCCUGCAGUCUGAAAUCACCAAGGCUACACCAGACUCUUCUGAAAGAAAAGGUAUUGUUUCACAUAACGGAUCCAUGGGCACUACAGAAUUUAUGCCUGGAAGGCAAAGCUGUGAGGAACAACUUGGUCUAAACGGCAACAUAAAUGUAAGCAGUGAUGUGGGAGGUUUUAUUUUACCUGGUAGCCGCAAAAGAGAUACAAAUAUUGAGAAUUUAAGUGUCUACCAAACAGCAGAAAAUGCUCCUUUUGCAGAGUAUGACUGUAAAACGGAACAUGCAAAUGAAAAAGGUGCUUCAGCAGAUCUAUUUGACGAUAGUUCUUCAGAUGAAGGGACUCCUUUCACAAUGAGUGACUGUAGUUCUUUAGCAGACUUUGAAUUGGAACAACCUGACGUUGAUGACAACCUGCCAGUCUGUCAGUCGUCACUAGAGGAAGCUGAUAGGAACAGUGGAACUGAGAAGUUCUCCACACUGCCAGAGUCUCCAAACAUUGCUGCUGAAGCUCAGCAUAUUGGGAAAAACGAAGAUGAGAAUAACACGUAUUUUGAAACCACUAUUAAUUAUGGAUCAGAUACCAUCAUGCCUGAAACAGCAUCACCUUACGCUGAUAAACACAGUGACCACGAAAGCAUGUCAGAUUCAGACACAAUUAGUUCUUCAAGUCAAGAAGUUCCCGAUAGGUCUGAUCAUUUUACUAAUGCAGACUCAACAGUGCAAAACUCCAAUUCUCUCCACAAUCGAAGCACAGAUUUUGGUAAUAUUUUCCUUCCGUUAAAACAUUCUCCCACAUAUGCCACCGAUACAGACAGCACUCCCGAAGAGGCUGAAGCGCAGCUCUAUCAGUUCCCUGAUGAACCACAGCGUUCCCUCAGCUUCACUCCCACCGAACAAAAAGAAAAAGCACCAGAGGGAAGCACAGACGAGGAGACAGACAGGAACUCCCCUGAAAAGAAUCAUGGUGAAGGGAACGUUACAUUAAGAAGAAACACGAGUACAUCUGAGGACAAUGAUUUUAUUUUUGCUCCCAUUGAUACUGAUUUGAAUGAAAUUGUUAAAAAAACAUCGCUACUGCAUUCCAGCAGUGAAUCAUCUCUUCAAUCUCUGCCUGAACACACAGCUGAAAGACAUUUUACAGUUAGUACAGAGCAAGAAGACUUGCUACCACAGGGGAAGCGGGUGAACACAACUAAGGCUUGUGCAGAUAUACUGCAAACAGGUUUUAAUGAGGAAAACUGCGAUGGAUACACAGAAUUACAGGACGCCGGCAACUGUAGUCUGCCCGAAGAAACGCAGUCGUACAAUCUUAUGGCAGAUCUGCUGCAUCUUCACUCUUCUGGGAAAUCACAAUCAGUCUUCAACACAGAAGAUCACUUCCAACUGGAUCAGAGUGACGAGGGUGCAUACUCCUUCUCAGUCCCACAAGGCUUCUUCAGUGAAAGCACACCAUACAGUUCACAUUCAUUCCCACAACAGACUACAGGAAAUACAAUCUCCGACAGCACCGAUUCCAGCAAGACGGAGGAUGACACUACUUUGACAGGACUGGAGAACAAUUCUACAGCAGCUGUCAACCUCCAAAAUUCAAGUGAAAAACUCAGUCAAAAAAGUCAGACCAAUUUAGGACAGGGCCAGUUUUUUGUUAAGAAGAAAAGAGCGUUUGAUGGAUUUGCUAAUAUUUUGCAAAGUAGGAAAACAAACUUCAACAGUUGA
Molecule: messenger RNA, 3699 nt
Organism: Charadrius vociferus (killdeer)
Lineage: Eukaryota; Metazoa; Chordata; Aves; Charadriiformes; Charadriidae
Gene: LRRC66
Product: leucine rich repeat containing 66
Exons: 4
Coding region: 1-3699 (1232 amino acids)
Cellular component (GO): plasma membrane
Molecular function (GO): protein binding
Source: RefSeq, a predicted model, not a curated record